Messenger RNA from Aedes aegypti (yellow fever mosquito), 2446 nucleotides. RefSeq names its product zinc finger protein 768. The transcript is spliced from 4 exons. Gene Ontology annotation, molecular function: DNA-binding transcription factor activity; RNA polymerase II cis-regulatory region sequence-specific DNA binding. The record is from RefSeq and is a predicted model, not a curated record. Gene Ontology annotation, biological process: regulation of transcription by RNA polymerase II. Bases 156 to 1655 code for a protein of 499 amino acids. Lineage: Eukaryota; Metazoa; Arthropoda; Insecta; Diptera; Culicidae.
ACAAUAUCGUGUUGUCGAAUAAGAGAUAGCUGUAUAUCACUAUUGUAGUGAUUGUCUAGCGUCUUGGUGUUUUUUUUGUGUCGCAAGAUUGUAAAAUCCGUUAGAUUUUUGUUGUUUUAGGUUUGUGAGUGAUUUGUCGUAUUAGAUAGUUCAACAUGCUUUCAGGAGAUCGCCUCUCCGACAAUUGUCACAGAGCAAAUCCUUAUAUCGAGCAGCGUGCAUCCACAGGCUUUGAUAUGGAUCCAUUGGGAGACAAUUCGCCACUAUGGGGAGCCACCCAAUUGAACUACCCCGAAUUCGCCCGCCAAUCGCAAUGGCCCGACAGCAGUGAUCCUCACCACCAGCAUGUUAUGCAAUCCGAUGGAUACAACUCAUAUCCAGUUGCACCGAUAGAGGGCAGCUACAUCGAGCUACGAACAUCCCCGGAAAUCGUCGAAGCCGAUUCUACUAUUGCGGAAAAUGGUGGAGUCAUCUACCAUGAUUAUCAGCAACUACCGGCAGGACCAUCAGCGGCGGACAUGUUUCCGGUUCCUACUGAAAUCGGAUCCUAUCCACCGGCGGAAGAAGGAGGUUCUAGCAAAAACAUGUCACCAGACGGAGGCUACUCAUCACCAGGCCCCGAAUACUACGCAUCGUACCAGAUGGUGCCGCAAGCAUACUCAGACGCAUCGCCAUAUCAGAAUGUGGAAUCUCCACCAGAAAGUGAAACAGUGAAAUAUGAAGUGCUAGAGGUGAAAGAAGAACCGGAAGUGUACCGAAGUGAUCCGUAUGCUAUGGGAUACCCGCAACCUAGCAAUGUCAAUCAAGUGCAGAAAUAUAACGCCAACAAUAAACCUGUCAUCCAUGGCAAUAUUCUAAUAAAACCAGCUAACAACUCCGAGCCAUCGCAACAGUACGAUCAGUUUGAAAUACUUCAUUUGCACAACCCUAUGAACUAUCCGGUUCAAGCAUAUGCCCAAGUGGAACCCAACGUCCAACAGCACAUUCCACAAGAACCAAUAAAAAUCGAAGUGAAGAUCAAUGCACCACCGCAGCCUCAACCACAGCUAAAAGCCCAGACUAAACAACGCAAACCUCGUAGAUCGCGUCCUUAUCCCAACGUAUCAUACAAUCAGCAGCCAUCGGCGUCGAUUGACUUGGAUCCGCCAGCCCCAACACCCAAGUACCGUGUGCUUCAUGCCAAUCCACCGGUUCCAAGCUACAGUAAACCACAAGAGGAAGAAUCGGAAGAAAACUGCGCGCGAAGAUCCGCUCGUCCAAGUGUCAUCGAGUGCAGUGAUUACAAGUGCAAGAAAUGUGGCACCUUCUUCGCCCGCCAAUGUGGCCUCACCCAACACCAGAAGUGGAUCCACGCCGAACGGAAGUUCCAAUGUGAACGGUGUGGCAAGAAAUUCCCGUCACAGGAAGACCUCACCAAGCACAUCAAGCGCCACGACAUGAAGGACAAGCCGUUUAAGUGCCCGAUAUGCCCGAAGCAGUUCUGCCACAAGAAUGACCUUCGCCGUCACAUGUAUCGCCACGAGGAGAGCACACCCUACGUGUGCGACUCGUGCCCGAAGUGCUUUAUCCGCAAGGACCACCUCUUGGCACAUCAGUUGUCACACGAUCGACGCGAAAAGAGAUCCCACGAUAAGGAAAACGGGAGCCCGAUGUAAGUACAGAGAGGAUCAGUGAGUGCAAUCUUAUCGGAAGAGGUCCUAAGUAAACACCAACGGAGAAGAGCCCCGCUAACACUACGCCACUACACUAUGCGCAGAUGGCUGCGCAAAGCAAUAAUCCAGUAGACAAGUGCAAUGCUUUUAAAGUUUGUUCUAUUUUAUAUAUUUAUAUUUGUUUACAAUUCCAAUCCGGUGACUAAUGCAAUAGUUAGAGCAGAUGCUAUUUAGAUGGCCCGGAAGCAAUCUGCGUACUUCUUUCGGUUCCUUUUUGUAGUGUUGAAUAGCGUGAGAAAUGGACGUUGUGAAUGAUGAGUGAAUGUGAAGAACUGUUGCCGAUUACCCAGAUUAACGGAGUAAGGAAGUGAAAAUCGAAAAAAAACUAGAUUAAUUCGCAUUCCCUAUCAUUUCGAUAUCUACUUGUAUUUUAUGUUACUAUUGUUUGUGUAAGUAAGUUUACGAAUUUACAUAAUGCUCAUUAUCUCAAAAUAUUGAGGUCGUACACGAAACAGUAUUAAUGCCAGUAGGCAAAUGAUCAUUAAUAACUAAAUAUUUAAAAAAUCCAAGAAUCUUGGCGACAAUUGAAAAGUGAACGUUAAAAUAUAUACAUUUUCGACGUAAGAGAAAUACAAAUAAGUCUGAGAGCAUAGGUAAUAAGUGAUGUGAGAUUUAUUAUACAAACAGUUUAUACGUGAAAAGUUUACAGUUUUUAGCCAAUUUUACCUAAAACUAUCAAUACAAUUGACUUUUUAAUAAAUGAUAAAAUAUACGGUCGGAAGACAUCAAAAGCA